ACCCCCUUAAAGACUAUUGCAUUAAAUCGCUUUUCAUUCCCUCGUCAUGACAGCACCGCGAAUGGAGGAUUUAUGCCUUUUUGUGCUCACUCUUCGGCUGCCACACGACGUUAAUUGCCCCAUGAUGCGUUUGCCGCUGUAGAUGUGCUUGCGCACCAUCGUUUUGCGCCAACCAGCCCACAUCAAGUUCCACUAGUUGCAACGCUGCUGGAAGCUUGUGCGAUCCUGCCUGAUUUUUGCACCCUUGCACGGACACAUGCACUGAUUUUAGACGCCAGAUGCGCGGCGUGAGGGGGAAACACACACCAAGACGCAGACUGGUGGACGCCGCAGGACCAGUGGCAUCAAACGCGGGGAAAAGGAGGGAGGGACGGUGAGAUUCGUGCAGCUCCCUCCUUGCGCAUGAAUGAAAGUCACGGUGCAGGUCUCCUCUAAUGUGGGAUUACUGUGCUUUCUUUGCUUUCACCUUUUUUUAUUUAAGUCCACUUCUAUUGUUUUCCCGUGUGUCACAACUUUGACUGUGGUUUUUAUUCCCUGAGAUGACACUGCUCAAUUAUUUGCUGGAAGAAGACAGGAGCCAGUUUCGGAGCGCCAGCUGACUCGUCAAUGAGACUGUGUUAUGGAGCUAAACACCGAGGAGACUUGACUCUUGAGGGUUCUCCUGCAGCUGACACCGGUGUUGGGGUUUCGACAUCCAUGUUUGCGCCGACACUGGAACCAGAAGAAAGGCCACGGGCGUGAUUUUUUUUAUUUAUUUUAUUUUUUGCGGGAUGCGUUGGCGUUUACCGGCAUCGCACGAUGACACCUCUUACUGACAUCGCACUUGAGUGAGCUGGGGUACCUUCUCCCAGGAAACAUGCAUAUCUGGGCCCUGAAAAUAAUCCUUGUGAUUGCAUCAUCUCUGAGGCUGGUCGAGAUGUAUGACAAUUACGGGGAAAUCUGCCGCAACCUCUGCACUUGUGAGGAAAAGGAGGGCAUCCUCACCGUCAGCUGCGAGAACCGCGGGAUCAUCAGGCUGACAGAGAUCAGUCCGGUUCAGUUCUCCACGUACCACCUUCUGCUGACGGGGAACCUCCUGAAGAAGUUGUCGGUCAAUGAUUUCAUCAAUUACACCGGAGUGACCAUCCUGCACUUGGGGAACAAUGACAUCUCAGAGAUAGAGUCAGGUGCCUUCAACGGACUCCAGGGAUUAAAGAGGCUGCACCUGAAUAACAACAAAAUAGACAUUCUGCGGGAUGAUACAUUUGUAGGACUAGAGAGUUUGGAAUAUCUACAAAUUGAUUAUAACUACAUCAGCAACAUAGAGCCCAGCACCUUGAGCAAACUGCACCAACUGACAGUGAUGAUUCUAAACGACAACCUGCUUUCUUUCCUGCCUCCCAACAUCUUCCGGAAUGUCCCCCUUACACACUUGGACUUGCGGGGAAAUCGAUUGAAAAUGUUCCCGUACAUCGGCCUCCUGGAGCACAUGGACAAAGUUGUGGAAUUACAGCUCGAAGAGAAUCCAUGGAAUUGCUCGUGCGAGCUGAUUGCUCUAAAAGCCUGGCUGGAGAGUAUUGCCUACACGGCUCUCGUGGGCGAAGUAGUGUGUGAGACGCCCUUUAGGCUCCAUGGGAGGGACCUGGACGAAGUGUCUAAGCAGGAGCUAUGCCCGCGGCGGCCACAAGAUGACACAGUGAGGCCUGCGCCCCCCAGCAGCACCAACGGAUAUUACCAGACGACACCUGCUACCGUCACAGCUUCCACCACCUCGUCGGCUGUCUUUCGGUCUUCUUCCAGACCCACCAAGGGCACACGGCAAUUUAACCGAACUAGGUUAAAGCCCACUUCUCGACUCCCAGGCGGUAGCCCUUACAACUAUGGCCCUAUCAUUGCUUUUCAGACCAAAUCUCCUGUGCCUUUGGACUGCCCCACUGCCUGCACGUGCAAUCUGCAGAUAUCUGAAAUUGGAUUGAAUGUCAACUGCCAAGAAAGAAAGAUUGAAAGUAUCUCUGACCUAAAACCCAAGCCAUACAAUCCGAAAAAAAUGUAUCUCACUGGAAAUUACAUCCCCGUGGUACGAAGAUCAGAUUUUGUCGACGCCAUUGGAUUGGAUUUGCUUCACCUGGGAAACAACAGGAUAACUGUGAUCCAUGACAGGGCUUUUGGGGAUUUAACAAAUCUGCGUCGGCUGUAUUUAAAUGGUAAUCUAAUGGACAGGCUCACAGGGGAAAUGUUUUUUGGGUUGCAGAACUUGCAGUACCUGUAUUUAGAGUACAAUAAAAUCAAGGAGGUGGAUGCGGGCACUUUCCGCUUCCUUACCAAUCUCCAGCUAUUAUUUCUCAAUAAUAACCUCCUGAAAACAUUACCUGUGGGCAUCUUUUCCAGCCUGUCCUUAUCUCGGCUUAAUCUGCGCAACAACCAUUUCCAAAACCUCCCUGUGAGUGGUGUUUUGGAUCAGCUGAAGUUACUGGUGCAGAUAGAUCUAUUUGAAAACCCCUGGGACUGCUCCUGUGACAUAGUGGGAAUGAAAAUAUGGCUCGAGCAGCUCAGUGCAGGCACCGUAGUCAAUGAGGUCAUGUGUGAGACACCCAAACGGCACAUGAAAACAGACCUUCGCUCCAUCCCAUCGGAGCAGCUUUGCCCCGACUAUUCUGACGCCUAUGUCUCACCGACCUUCCCUACCGAGCAGCCCUUGGAUGACCGGGUCAUCCCCACAGAUGCUUCUCACAGGUUCAACACCUCCAGCAGCACCGUGCCCCUUUCAGUCCUCAUCCUCAGCCUCCUGCUCGUCUUCAUCAUGUCAGUCUUUGUUGCAGCAGGGUUAUUUGUCGUGGUGAUGAAGAAGCGCAAAAAAUCACAGAGUGACCGUACUAGCACCAACAACUCUGACGUGAGUUCCUUCAACUUGCAGUACAGCCUUUACAGUAACCGCUCGGGCCCAAAAGUGAAGGCGCCAGCUGGUCACGUCUAUGAGUAUAUUCCACAUCCAAUGGGACACAUGUGUAAAAACCCCAUAUACAGGUCAAGAGAGGGAAAUGCAGUUGAGGAUUACCGUGACCUCCACGAGCUCAAGGUCACCUAUCGGAGUACCCCUGAUGAGGAGAGGGAUAGCAGUAUGUUGAGGAGCCCUGCGUACAGUAUCAGUACCAUUGAACCCAGAGACAACCCCUCCCCGGUCCAGGAUGCGGACCAUUUCUUUCGGGGGAUCCUUGAGCCGGAUAAGCAGUCCCCUCAUCAAUCCAUCCCUUCGCUCCCGGUGGGGGCCAAUUUAGAGUACAAGUACACAGGCCCGGUGUCAUACACCUAUAACCCCAAUUUUGAUGUCAGACGUCAAUUCUUGCACCCAGACAGGAUAAGAGAAACUGUGCUUUACGGCACGUCGCCCAGUACUGUUUACGUGGAGCCCAACAGAAAUGAAUAUUUGGAGCUAAAAGCAAAACUGCAGUCUGAGCCCGAUUACCUCGAAGUUCUUGAGAAACAAACCACCUUUAGCCAGUUCUGAGCCGCAAAUUUGUUCAUGCAAUGAAGCAUUUUGCCCAAUUUUAACCCUCCUGGAAACUGUGUUUCUUGCGUGCCUUGGCACAAACAUGGACAAGCAGGAGGAAAGUGGGGGGAGUCCAAGCGGGGUGUGCCGAACAAUGUUAUUCUUAUUUGUGCAACAUGACAUUACAGGAAUGGCGGAUGAACACAAUUGAUGAUGCAAAUUUUAUUUUUCUAUGGCAAUGUUCGAGUAAGACAAAUACAAAAUCUGAGGUGUAACGGUAUACUCGGCUUCAAUUUCAGGAAUAUAACCGUACAUAGGGUAUAGCGUCAGACUCAAAGAAGAAAAAAACAUGUUGAUGAUACAAUCACACCUGGACAAAACAAUACAAAUAAAAAAAAACAAACAAACAAAACCAACUGUACAGCAGAUGAUAAAACUGUCUAAGACUGUCUCCUGCUGUAGUCUGUAAGUAAGUAUUUAUUGCUAUAACCUGCGUCUUUUCAACAUCCAAUUUUUGAUUCUACAUUAGUAUUACCUAUGUCAUCAUACGCCACCAUCCUCUGGGACAAAAAAAAAAAAGGCUUUUGUUUUGUAGUUUCAUUUUGUGUAGCUCGGCAUUGUAAAGUGGCUUUUUUAUUUGUGGGGAGAAAGAGGCACACCCCUAAUGUUCUACAAAGACUGUGUCAUUUCAUGAGGAAGAAAAAAAUAGAAGAAGUGUCUUUGUAUGCUUUCUGCACUUUUCUUGAAAUUAGAAGGCAACUUCAUGAGCUCUCAUAUAAAAGGAGAUUAUUAUAUUAAAAUGAAUUUGGGUAUUCAUUCUUAAUAUAGCGUUAUCUAAAAAAAAAAAAAAACACACUUAAAUCAUAUUUGAAGUUUUUUAUUAUGUUGUGUAAUAAUGCUAUUUUAGUCUAUGUACACCUAUUUUUAUACAAGCAUUGGCAGAUUCUCUAUCCCGUAUCAACUUUAUGUUUUGGAUUGCUUAGCACUUCUUGCACUAUAUUGACCUAUGUUGUUGUCAUCAAAUAAACAUGAUGUCGGUUCUCAUGAUAUGAGCAGUGCAAGGCUGUUGGUAAUGAUAUCAGGCAGGCUUUUUGGGUCUGGGUGCAGUCCUUUUGAGUGUCAUAUGAUGUGUGUGUGUGUGUGUGUGUGUGUGUGUGUGUGUAUAGACCGUAUGUCCAUAUUUUCCGGAGUAUAAGUCGCAUCUUUAUCAUAAUUUUAAUUUUUUUUGGUACUGUGACUUAUAGUCAGGUGCGACUUAUACAUAUAUACAUAUAUACAUAUAUAUAUAUAUAUAUAUAUAUAUAUAUAUAUAUAUAUAUAUAUAUAUGAAAAAAAAUACAUCAUUUAAGUUAAUGUGAGGCUUUGAAAUUAAAGUGUGGUUGGUUGGUUGUUCAUUUUUUGGUGACAAUUUGCGGUCACAGUAAUUUACUGGGUUGAGUUUGGGAUGCAGUUUGGCACACAAAUUGAAACACGGCAUACCAGAUGUUUUUUGUUAUGGAAUACGAAUGUGCUUCCGCCUGGAAGACUGUGUCUGUAAGUAAUGUGCAACUAUAAUUGUACGAUAACUGUGUGGAUUGACGUAUUUUUGACAGCAGUUCUGUUUAAUUAUGUCCAGCUUGGAGACUGUAGCUGCUGUGUCACCUGCUGACUAACUAAACACACAAACAAUGCUUUUCAAUCUAUUUUGAUUCAUUUAUGAAUACAAUAAUGAAGUUUUGGUGUUAAAAUACGACAGUUUUUACACACCGGGAUGCGUCCAGGUGUCAUGUCACAUAAUAAGAGUGUCUUUGACAACAUUCUGACAUUUAUUAAACAGGUAAGGCUUUGUUGCAUCCAUUUCCUUAAAAAAAUCUGACUUACUUCAGCUUUGGAGCUGUAGUUUGUCAUCUUGUUGGUGUAAACAUAUCACUGUCCCUCUGGCGUUGUCUUGGGAAUUUAAUGUUGUUAGGAGCUAAAAAAAGCUUGCUCUGAUGAUAGCUCAGGUAAAUACCGGUAAAUGCGUAUAUAGUCCAUUGCGACUUAUAUAUGGGUUUUUUUUUUCCCGUUUAUGAUGCUUUUUUAUUUGACUGAUGUGACCUAAACUCUGUAAAAUAUGGCCUACUGCUUUUAGAGCUGCAAUGGUACACCAACACAGAAGAAAGACCAUCACCUCAAUGAAACAAGCUUGCAAUACAAUGUCAAACAUGAUACAAUGAAGGGGUCACUGUGUGUAAAUGUACCCCAUUUGGCUAAUUCAAGGUAACUUUUUAUCUUCCCCUGGUACCAAAAGAUGUUCAGGAUUGCUCCCAAGGUGAAAAAGUGCAGUGUUACAAAAGCAGUACUUUUGAUGACAUGACCCCGGCAAGUGUACCUGUAAGUAAUGUGUUUUUUUUUUUAAGAGCACUGGAUAUUCUAAUAAUGCCACUAAAAUAUCAAUAGUAAUCGCUCACUUCAAAUUGAAUUUGACUGUGGUCAAGGUCAUCAGAAAAUGCUGUUACAUUGCAAAUGUACAAACCCCAGUGUAACACCUCAAGCCAUUUCGGUAAUCAACAAAUCUAAUACCCUUAUUCAAAUGGACCAUAGCGAUGUUGUGGAUGGGUGAAGAUACAGUAGCUGUGAUUCACUCAGGUGUAGCCAGAGUCUCGCUGAUGACUGAAAUCAAUGUAUUGCAAUCAGCGAGUGUUAUGUAAAGCGCAGCACUCAACAUCUUGGCAACUUUAUCAGGGCCGACGUAAGACUGUUUUAUUAUUUUGUUUGUUUUUAUUUUAAGUAGAUGCCCGUAAAUGCUCAUAAUUUUGCAUGCGUGCAUGCAUUUGAAUGAGGAAACAUGCUGAACAUGUGGUUUUGGAAACAAUGAAGCACUUGACCCACUUAAAUUUAAUAUACAUGUGGGUUUAUUCAGAUGCAAAGGGCAAUUUCCAAGCGACGCAAGCGUCAGGAAGUCCUUGGUAGUUGUCCAUUUCUCUGGAUAUCAGUUUUCAAUAGGUUACCUUUCUGUAAGAAAUGAGCCACCAUCUUUUCAUGGAAGACCCGAAUGAGAGCAGAAGGCACCAUUUGGGAGAUGAGGAGUCCUGGAACUGAAUGUAACUGUGGACGUGUCACAGACGUGUAGCAGGGGCAGUGAAUCAUAGCCAGGAUGUGUGUGUGUGUGUGUGUGUGUGUGUGUGUGUGUGUGUGCGUGUGUGUGUGUGUGCGUGCCUGUGGUGGCCUUUGAGAUAAUUUUGGCUGACAGAUUCUGAUAUGGAAGCGUUUUUGUUUUAUUAUAUAAUUAUAUGUUUCUGCUGCAAGGGUGCCAUUCCCUAAAAUAUAAAGAAAUUUGUUUUUUUUUAAAGUGUGUCCAGAUACUGAUUACGCUUUUUUAAGAUGAUAUAUGUUGCCAUUACUUUAAAUUCACACAGUAAAAAGAAAGAAAAAAUAAAACAGGAAAACCAAACUUGUGCACCUUUACCUAAUCUGAGUGUGUAUGCAUUGUCCAAUCUGAAAGUCGAGCUUUGUCACUGUUAUGAACAAACAUCCUGGAGUAAUGGGGGCAUUGCUAGUCGUUAGUGUGCGUAUGCAUGUGUGUGUGUGGAGUCCUGCCAGUUAAAAUAAUGCUUUUAAUCAGCCAAUGGGCUUUUUAGGUCUCGACAUAAAUGCAGGCGGAAAAGAACGGGUGGUUUUAUGAUCCCUUUCCAUUAAUCUCUCAAAAGCUUUGACUGUGUUCUCUGUUCUGUUGUGCUGCUUUCCACUGUAGUCAGUGGUUGGAAUUGUUUAAGAAUAACUGGUAAAAAUGGCGACGGUAUUUGAUGAAAAAACACUUAAUCUCCUUGAAAACAAGCCUGUGGUGAAAUAUGUAGGAGUGUGAAGCCUCAUGCUACACAAGUUCUCCUGAAUGAUGGCCAUGGAGGUCCGUGCGUGGAGGCUUAUGCAAGGCAAAACGUGUUGUGUGUGCCAGUGGAGGCUAAGUUUGCUCUAUAUGUUGAAAAACACUCGUUCUGACCUUCGUAGAUGCAAGAGGAGUGACAAAAAAAGAGCUUUUGCCAGCAUUCUACAUCACUCUACAUCACUAGCAGACGGAGGAUGUUGGCUUGGGUGCAUUAACUCGCAGCCAGUCUUGCUGCAACAGUGUACUAAAAAUACCAGGCCAAUUACUAUAUAAUUAAAAUAUUGUUUGGCAGAUACUUGUGUUGGUAAACAGAAUCAGCGUGACAACAUGAGUAUGCAGUCCUGCAGCUCCUAAUUUGUAGGGCCUCAGUGGGGCCCUUGUUUUGUAAAUCCAUAAGACAUGUUCACAAUCCUGGUAGGUUAUUAUUCUUAAUAUUUCUUUUUUCUCCUGUUACAUAUCAUUACACUUUUAGAUUUAGUCACCCACGCUCACAUAGCACAAUCAGUUGCACUCACACUCACAGGUAACCCAUGGAAAAAUACUGGGAGACACACAAUAGAUACAUUGUUUUCACUCACGUAAGCUUCACUCUUCACUUCUACACAAACUUAAGUUUCACUUUCUAGAGGGGCGUGGCAAAUGCUUGACAGACUCUGUGUAUUUUAACCAAUUUUAAUCAAUUUUCCUCAUUAAUACUAGAGUCCAGCACUGUAACCAAAUAGAUUGCUCUUAUUUUUUAAUCCAAUUUGAAAACAUUUUAAGUGAUGUGAUUAUUGACUACUUCUCUGAUAGUAAUGCGGUCCCAAGAACCGUGAAGAAAAGAACUGGCUUUUACUCUGAACAUAUGGAGCGUACCUGAACUAGGCCGCAAAAAAAUGUGAAUCUGAAUCACUUGAAGCGCAUCCUAAAUGCUAUUAUCAUUGUUAAUAUACCAGGUCGCGGUAUUAAAGGGUGUUUGUAAUGUCUUCUGGCAUGGCAGCCAUAUGUAUGCAUGAUAAUUAAGCUAAUACUAGCCUCUGUGGACACACAUGGGAGGUGGACACAUUCCAUAUGCUUCAGUGUCUGCCCACCACCCGCUUACAACUCUGAUCUGAGCAAUUGAGUUCAAGGAGAUGUAGGUAAUUGAGAGGGCAGGCAUGGCAUCUGACAGGCUCCGAUGAUUCCCAUGAUUACUUUAAUCAGAGUGGUUAAUGGAAAUCCUUCAGGCAUGCAGAAAUGCGCAAAUGUUCAUCAGCACUCAACAGACUCCGAGCCAACGUCGCCCUUCCCAACUUAUGCAGCCGAUAUCGUAUCCUUUUCAUUGUUGCGUUAAACAUUCCUUGAUUGGUAGUCUGAAAAUAAUCCUAACCACUUCUAAAUUGUGGCAGAAUAUCACUAUAUUUGGCCAAAAUGUCUCCGAGCAACCGAGUCCCACCCAAUCUUAGCCCUCAAGUUUUUAAUCCUAAUUGAGCGUCUGGUAUUCAUCGAAAUAAAUCUGUCCAAUAUGACCCCCUGCUUUCUUAGGUAAUCUGAAUGUCUUUUAAUCUUGAAAGACAUCAAUCUUCCAAUGCAGCCUGUUUGAUUUUUCUUCUGUGGCAAGUGCUAGCAUUAUGCCAUUCCUGCAGCUAAUACCCGAGAUCACACGGUCAUGUUAUUUCUUCAUGGUAUCAAUAUAUUCAUCCUUUUCAUUGUUCAGCUCUCGUUGCAUUUACUCCAAGGACAGCGCCGCACAUUUCCAUGGUGACAACUUGCUCACAACUUUCUCUACGAGAGACCCGUGCUAUGGGUGUUGAAUUUUGAAUUCAGUGUGUCGCUUAUUAUUUGCCCUGCAGGUUCAUUCAAUUUUCUUACGAAGGAUGAUGUGUUUGCUUGUCGAAGCUGGCUCACAAUUAGAUGCUCUGUUGUUAUUGACAAAAUGGGCCUCUGUCGUGGUGUGUGAUGGCUUUGCAAAUGCCUCAUAAAGACCUGUAGGUGGGUGGCUUGUGUGUCUCAAGGCGGGGCCGACGCCACUCAGGCGAUUUCCUGCAAGAUUCCCCUCGUCCUCCUUUGCUCUCUCCCUCUCUCUGAACAUGCACGACUUCUUCUCACCUGCCCCCAUUUUGUUUCUAUCUCUGUUCUUUUCAAAGUGCGGCAAGGACUGUGUGUCAGGAAUUAGAGUGCACACUGGGUGAGCGUGCACAUAAUAAAACAGUGGGAGGGAAGAGAAAGGCUUUGUCUCACUCGUUGGGUAGAUACUGUAUGUGCUAAAUAACUUUAGAUGGCAAAACCGUUUUCAACUUGAAUUUAAUGUCUUACUGCUUGAAUUGGGAUCGAGUGUGUUGGAUAAGAGUGAGCCUGAAAUCAGCAAAGAGCGUUGGAAACGUGUAGAAUGGUUCGUGUAACGAUGUUCCUGUGGCGAUUCCGAUGUUACCCACUUGUAAGUGUACUUACCUUAACAAACUGUUUAGACCUUUCACGACAAAUGUUGAAACGAUACCACACAAAUGAGAGUUUGAACUCUCGAUUUCCGUUUUCCGAUAUCAAGCGAUACUGAUAUGUGUAAUAUGAUCGAUAAAUACUUUAUUUAUCUGUCGAGCGGACUCGCUGCUGCAGCAGCUGCAGGCGCACGGGACAAUAAACUCGUAAACUUUGCAGAGAAACGCCCACAAAUGUUGCUCAGAUUGGAGGUUAUGGAUGUCCGCCAUUCCUUGUGUCAAGUAUUAACUACACAAGGCAGCAAAUUUAGCAAUGUUUUGCGACUUUGAAAAAAAAAAAAUAUAUAUGUUGACCGAUGUUACAUUUUUAUGCCAAUAUCCGGCCACCGAUAUUAUCGGACAUCCCCAGAUUUAAUACAAAUGAAAUCUAGCUUUUCCUCUCUAUGGAAGGACGACAAGCACCUUCCAGUCCAUGUACGCCAGCACCACUUCAGGAUGAAGUGAAGACAUCACACAGGCUGUAGAAAGUCGUGGUGUAUAAUCAGCGUUUCUGCAACAUUAUUAUUGGUGACAUGCUGACAAACAGACACUGGCAGGCGCCAUGAUCCAACGGUAGUAGAGACGCUUGCGGCAGCCUCCCGCUAAGUUUCUGCACUGUAUUUGAUCAGGAAAUGUGCAAAUUCAGCGAGUUUUACUUAAGAAAAUGAAUUGAAUCAUACAUAAAAUCCAUUCAUAAUACACUUCAACUUAUUUUAUGUUAUUAUUUAUUUCCACCAUAUUCUUCUUUCCGCUGGCUCCUACUGGAGAAGUAAUAAGUGCAUCGCCCGCAGUUACAAAUCAGAGAGUUCCUCCCCAAGUAAGAAUAAAUAAAAUACAUGUAACAUAUAAAGCUUCCGAAGCAAGGAUCAUGUGCAUCUGAUCUGAUUCGUCAUGCUCAUCAAGUGUGCUAACAGGAGGAGUUAGCAGCAAAUGAAACCACAUGAGAUUUCCAACUCAUCUAACUGUCCUGACGUGAUUAUAGACCUCGUAUAAAUGUGUGGGGUGUCGUGGGAGUAUAUGUGCUUAUUGAAUUAUACCAAAAUUAAACCAUUAGCGGGGAGGAAUUAAUCUAACCUCCUGGAAGCCUCCGUGUGACUCCGCUCGUAGGUUUCAAUUCAUCACCGGUUAUUUGAAGGGCAAGUUAAUAUUAUUAUUAUUGUUAUCAUUCUGUCUGUUGGUACAUACCCCUGUGCCUGAUGGGUGACCAGUCCAGGGUGUCAUUUGAAUUUGCUAAAUUUGGAAGGAUAAUAAUACAAUUUUCAGCAAACUAUGCUUGUUCUUCAUAUUGAAUCAAGCGUUUCAGCAAAACUGGCAAUUUUACAGCAUCAACAAGUAGUAAUAUGACCUUAGAAUAAAAGUGCCCAUGUGAUUUCAAUGGUACAUUGCUGUUGCUAUGGUGACCCUAUCGACAAUCUACCAGCGUUUCAGGGGACUGUAAUAGUGGUGAAUCAGCCUCGACGCCUCUUGCGUUGUGUUAACACAUUCGCUUCGCACAGAAAUGAACGUAAAAUGUUGGCCUUAAAAUUCAAAUGUAGACUACUUCACACGUGGGGGACAGUUCUGGAGCAACUUUAAUGUGACAUGCUGGAGUACUGACGUCCAUUGAGCAGAAUCCCAUUCCCAUUAAACUAUCGAGUGCAGACGCAAUGCGCGCUUGGUCUUCUUUUGGCAAAAGAAAACCAACAGUGUUGACACCCAACACUCCUCGCCAAACAGCUAUGUAAUCAGCUUUAUUGUCACUUCCAUGCACCUGUGUCAUCCAGUUUGGCGUUGGGUGUUUGUUAAAUAAAUCAUUAUCCCAUCAAGAUGCUGCUUUGCCGCCGCUAUUUGCACCACUCAUGCUAGCACGUUUGCUUUCGCACUUAACGCUUUCACUGCCGCUAUCAACGCCCCUGCAUUUUCUUUCCACUCAGCGUGAUUAAAUUAAUUAUUCAUAUCAAGAUAAUUGCAUGCCACUGUGCCUUAAACAUCCAUUUGUGUUGGAAAUCCUGCUUGUAACUUUUAAAUGGGAACGCGACUUCAAGUAAGCGUAAUCUUUUGAGUGCUAAGAAAAUUGGGGUCCCAGUAGGUUCACGCUUAAUUUGAAAAUUGAAAUAAUCAAUUUGUGCUCUUUAGGUUAGUUGUGUAGUGAUUAAGAUAGGGUCGGUUCUAUACUGCAAAAAAAAAAGCCUCAUUUUUAAAGAAAUAAAAAAGUAGGUUUUCUGUUGCUUUCAAGCUGUUUUACAGGCAGCGGCACUUCAGUGAAACUCAUCAUUGCUUCCCCGAGAGAAAAUGGUGGUGAUGAAAAGCCUUUUCAUUUAGUGCAACAAAAGGGAUGCUCAGUUUCUACACUGUUGGCGAGGCUCGUCACCACAGUUUCACUGAAAGGUGACGCUUAUGUGAAGGGCUUGGUUUAGUUUUUGUUUUUUUUUUGACAUUUUCAAACUUGUUAGCAUGCAGUUGUUGCAAUCAGAGAUGUAUUUUUGUUCAGGCACGAUCAGUUAACCUGUUUGCUUUAUGCAUUUCCCCAUUGCUCUUGAGCAGGGGGUGUCCACACCGAGGGCCACAUACUGAAAAAUGAAAGGAUGCAAGGGCCACUUACUUGCUCUUAAAUAAUCUUCAUAAAACGUCUUUAUUUUAUUCCCAUAAAAUAAUACUCUAACUUUUUAUCCCCAACAUGUUUUUUUUAUGACAACUUUAUUUUGCUUUGUUUCUCAUAAUAUUCCGACUCUAAAAAAAAACCAACAACCUCUGUCACAGUUCACCUUUCGCUGUUUUGUGGUUUUUUUUCGUUCAAUUUUAGUGCUUUUACAGCGUAUGAACGCUGUUACAGGCCGAGCCUGGCCCUUUAAGAAGAAUUGCACUGUGGGAGCUAGCACAAGUUGUAUUUGUGUCUUAAAUGGCUUAUUGUCUCUUAUUUUGUCUACUGUAUUGUGUAAUAGGAGUGUAAAGGUGACUAUAGGGGUGUUAUUUCAUGUCAAGAGGGCUCUAAUAUGAUAGCCUCACCCUCGUCUUGGAACACCUUCAAGAUGUUGGGGUGUGUGUGGGGGAUUUGUAUGUCCUUUAAUCCAGAAGAACAUUUGUAAGAUCCUAAGCACAGAAUUGUCCAAAAUGUCUUGACAAGAUAAAGAAUAAAGAUUCAGGAAGAAUAAGGGUCUUGCCCAAACAGAUUAAAUGAAUAAUUGAUUAAGAGCUAUAUCCCAACAAUUUGUCCAUAAAUCGUAUAUUAGUGCAAGCAUGCAAUCACUAUAGCUUUUUAAAAGUGACACCGUGACUGGUAAGUGACCUUGCCGCCCUUUUGUCAACCGUACAAGCUGAAGGUCCUGAACUAAACUGCUUUGUCCGUGCACAAAGUCAUGGAAAAAAGGUAUUGAUCUUUUGUUCCUUAGGGCUAAUUAUCCACUCUGCCACGAGUUCCUGUUAUUGAUGUUCUGCCCCGCUUCCCUGCUCAUCAUGCCAAUGGCUUAUGCUUAAAAACUCUUUUGAUUGCACCCCCCACCCCCAGCCUCCCCCCAACCAUUUCCACCUUGAAGCCGAAUAAACAGCAAAAGCCACUUUGACUACAUCCAUAUUGUUGACUCAGGGACCAACAUUUCAGGCCGUUAGCCAAUGAGCACACUCAGAGGAGAUGAAAGAAGCAUAUACAAAUUGGUGAUGCUGAAUGACCGAACGUUGGGUUCUGAUUAAUGAAGACAGUGAAGCCGCAUAGCCCGUACAUUUCCAUAACGCAACUAAACGGAUUGUAUACAAAGUGGAUCGCGACAUGGUCAUCGUCCUUGACGCAACCUUUCAGAUGAUAAACUGGCUGUCAUGACAGAUGGUUACAUUAAUCACAGAGAGUCAUGGAAAAAAUGAUCAGACCACCCUUGGUUCUUCAGUUUAUUGAUCCUUUUUAAUGUCUGGUACAGCUAAAGGCACAUUUGUUUGGACGAAUAUAACGAUGAUAACAAAUGUAGCUCAUAAGAGUUUCAUUUAAGAGCUGAUAUCAAGCAACUUCCACGGUUUUCUUGACAAUAACCACAAUCACUUUAGUUUGCACUGCCAAAAAUGAAACUCUUAUGAGCUAUUUUUGUUGUUAUAUUUGUCCAAACAAAGUUACCUUUAGUUGUAUCAGGCAUUAAAAUGAACAAGGAACUGAAGAAACAAGGGUGGUCAAAUCAUUUUUUUAGGACUGUAUUUUCACUCUUUACUUUGAUCCUUACAGUCUUUUUGGGACAGCCCAGUGAUUGCCAUUGUGCAUUCAUCUUUUCCAUCUUUAACAGCAGCAUUAAUAGAUUAGAAUUGAAUACGGGGCCUGGUUGUUAUUAAAACGAGUGUCCCGCUGGAGAGCCGUUCGCUGGGCGUUGUUGCAGUAAACAAAGCCGACGGACUGACGUCGCAUCCUCUCUUGCCUCUUUCACCCGUCACUAUGCUAGAGGAGUGAUUGAUUUACUUUUCUCUGCAAGUGAUGAUAAGCAGAAAGCUCAUUAAUGCGGCUGCUACGGCAUACUAAAGCGCGUGUGCAGCACGCGUACACUCUUAAGUUCCGCCCUUUGAAUACUCAUACAGAAGAAACAGCCUCAUCAAAGUGGGAGAUAGAAACUUUGAUUUAAAUAAAACUUUGCCUCUUUAUUUUUCUUUUGAAACACUGAAGGAAAUGGAUUAACUGUAUUUUUGUGUGUGUGUUUUUUUGGUUAUUGUUUGUGGUACCCUAGAAUGUGGCGAUGACCAUAGAAUCAAAAUUGUAGCUCAACGUGAGAAUGAGGUAUACUCUUUUGGAAUGCACACACACAAAAAUGAGCUGUUAAUGCAUGCAUGCAUGAAGUGAUGUCCUAAGGGUCUAUACUUUUCAGAUUUUUCUUUUCUUUUUGUGAAUUCAGCUCUUUAUGUACAGUUGUCCCUCGUUUAUAACAGUUAAUUGGUUCCAGACCCGACCGCGAUAUAGGAUUCAAUGUUAAUAAAUGGAAUAUUUUUGUAGUUAGAGUUUCCGACUUUCUAAAUACAUCUUUUUAGCAUUAUCAGAGCCCUGUAGACAUGAAAUAGCACCCUAGCACCUUUACACUCUUAUUAUUCAUUGUUUACACCACAUUACAACUCUUAAGCUGCAGUAACUUGAGACGGCCGCUAGGUAGGAAGCUAGCGAGCUAACAAGCUGGCAAGCUAGUGAGCUAACCAGGUAGCCUGUAUUUCUUGUAAACUUAAGCCAAAAACUUACCACUUCCACACGAAAUGGGAGGAUAACCUUUUUUCACUCUGUCAUGUUGGAUAUGCCAUGGCUGACUUCAUGACUUCAUGCAGUGUUAAGGUAAUGUAAAGUAAGGUAAUGUCUCAAUGUUUUGUGUCGUUACUGCCUCCUAGUGACCGGAAUACUACAUAUCACUUGUAUUUCAAUAUGUUUUGACUAAUAAUAGUCUACCACAAAACAGCGAUCAUUUAUUUUAUUUUAUCUUUGUAUUAUUUUGUAUUAAAUUUUAAUUUCUGAUAUAGCGAGGGAGCGAUAAUCGAACCGCAAUAUUGUGAGGGUUGAGUGUAUAUCAAAAACGCUGUACUGUAUAUACAGCCAGAUGUACCACUUGGCUCUAUGGUGGCCACUCCAACGGAGUGAAUGAAGCACAGUGUUGACAUCAGUGAACAAGAACAACCAUAGCACUGAGAACUGAGACUUUAUUUAUUUUUAUUUUUUUUAAGUGGUGAAAUUGUCCUGGUCGUCAUUGUUUUUCCUUAGGCCAUUAAAUAGAGCGGAAUUGCGGCAGUCUGCUGCAUGUGAUGUAAUCCCUGAGAGGUGUUCUGACAUAGUGUUGCCAAAAAGGCUCAAAAAGCCAAAGAAAAAUCACAGCAUCUUUAUCCUCAGUUAAUCCACUUGUCGAGUUGGCGUCUUGUGAAAUCGGGAUGUUAUGCACAACGUUGGUUUAAAGUUUCUGAAAAAUAUUGGUUACAUUCCAAAACUUAACAAGCUUAACAAGCAGGUGCCUGUGUCGUUCUGUUUUUGGAAUCAUUUUCAUGCCGGUUUUUGAAAUUUCUUACUUUGGAAUUUGUGUUUUUGGUUAUAGAUGGUAUUUGUAGUAUUAACGAUUUUCUAUGCUUACAGAGGAAGCAUACUUUAAACAAAUUGGAUUUAUAAGGCAUCUUUUGAAGAAAAUGAAGGAGCUCUGGAAAGACAAAUCAAUUACCAUUAAACACAAAAUCAGAUUUCUGAAAGCACUGCUGUUUUCCACUUUUACACAUGCUUGUGAAACCUGGACAUUAAACAAAGAACACCAAGAGAAGAUAAUGGCUUUUGAAAUGAGAUGUUCCCGAAAUCUUAUGGUCAUCAAGACCGAAUUUGAAACAAUGGCAUCAGUAAUUUUAUAACACAUCACUUAGGAGAAUGUGACGAUUUCUUAACUAGCAUAAAGAAACAAAAACUCAAAUGGUGCGGGCACAUCACAAGAUCAGAUGGACUUAUGGAAAACCAUACUGCAAGGAAAUGUCGAAGGAAAGAGGAAGAGAGGUCAGCCAAGGAAGAGAUGGGUUGACAAAAUCGAAGAAUUCACCGGGAUGUCGUUUGCUGAGGCCCAGCAAAUGGCACACAACCGACAACAGUGGAAGAAAUUGGUGGACCGUUGCAAGAGUGGCGCCCCGUGACACCGUAAAGAGUUAUGGGAAAAUAAAAAGUACUUUGAGCAAACUUCCACGAUCAUCGCCGGGCCGAGUGUCCUGGUUUUCUGUCAUUAAAAUAUGGUCACCUUAUGUUAUCCAAAAAUGCCAUAUUUCCACCAGGUGCAACUGUUCACUUCAUCUUAGCCCUACCUGGUUUGUGACGGUAAACCCUAAUCUGGUGUGGUGUGUUUGAAUGAGAUGAUGAUCGCGGCAUCAAAGAUGGGCUUCAGUCAGUGGUGUAAAUAACAAUAUUUUAAUGCCCUGAUUUUGCAGCCGGUGUUAAGUCUAAUCAUCCCUAGACAUAUUUGCCAAGAUUCAUCUCUUGACUUGAAUCCAUCUCUGAAUAUAGCUUCCAUUAAAGCCUGAGCUUCAGCCCAGUGGCAGACAAUGGCUAAUGCUCGCUCGCUCACUCCGCGAUUUCUCCCGUUGAGAUAACUGCGACCAGAUUAUCAUAUAUAUUCUUUAAAAAAAGCAUCACAUGAAUGGCCUCCAUUGUCAGGGACAGUCCCGUAUCUGUCAGUCGAGUAAUUUCAUGCAAAUCCUUUGAGUUGAGUCAGUUUGAAUGCACGGCGUGGAGGUAAUUUACUGGGCAAUGCGCCACAAAGACUAUUCAGAUCUGAUGACAAAAACGCUGAAUGCUAAUCAGGCAGCGACGUCCGACGUGGUCACACGUUUUGCACAGGCUGAGAAAAUCUGAAGAUGUUUGAUAUAUGUACUCUGUUUCCAAUAGACUCCUACAGAAGACAAAGCAUAACUCUACAGUGGCAGACGGUGCAUUUGGUACCUGGGUCGUCAGCGGAGACCAAACACUUUCCCCUAGGACAACCUAACUAUAUCUUCAGAGUCGGUCCACCUAUCCUUAGGUUGUCUAGCAAAUUGUUACAGACUGUUGUUCUUCCGUUGUUUAUUGACCGAUGGCAAGCAACUUUUGGUGUGCAUUACCUCUAGAUACUGCUUGUCUACUUUUCUUUUGCUCUGAUCAACCAAUCAGAGGAUGGAAAAAUGCUGACAUUACUGUAGGCCUGCUAGCUGGCUCUGUGUAGCGAAUCUGAAAUCUGAUUGGUUAACAGAGGCAGUUUAAGUUACGUCGGGCCGGCACUCCCAGAUUGAUACAUUGACAUAUAGAACACUAAAUUCUGAUUGGACAAAAACAUUUAACACACACUGGAAGAAUUGCAACCAACCUGUUGGGCAAAAAAAUUAUAAACUGUCAAUGUCAUGAACAGAUACUAGAAUUUAAUUGGGAAGUGUAGGUCAGUGCUACUGUUAGUGUUCAGGUCAGCAGAGAAGGCCUUUCUGGCCCUGACUAAUCGUCACUGCUUCUACGACUACAGUCAACCUAAAUGUAUUUGUUGGCCAGUUUUCCACUAAUGUGUGGAUCCAUACAUAUAUUCAUCAUGUUGGCCACUUCUUUGCAGCCCCCCCUCACUCUACACUAUUGAAUUUCACUUCUGGUCACAGAUUGAUCAUUGCAGCGUCUUAAACUUGCUCUAAUUGCUUUAAAAAUCCCUCUUUCUGUGAUGUAGUGUGUGUGAUUUUAACUUAAAGCAAUAGCUAGACUGAUGGUCGCAAUCAACCUAGUUGCUGGAGAGGCGCCAGUUUGUGUCUUGUGCCUUAAGGCAAGGCACUGGACCAACCAACUGCUUGCUGCAUUCAUUCUUGUGCAGCCCCCUCACUGUGACAUCUCCACAUUAUCUUUGUGGAUGUAUGAUCGUCUUUGUGCUUGUAGUUAUGGUUUUUGAAGCAACAAUUUGAACUCGUCAAGUACAAAAAGGGAUUUCUUCUUCUUUACCAGAAAAAGACAGACUUAAUGAUUAGUUAGUCCCUCCACUCAGACCUCAGAAAAACUUGGGAGAUCUCAGGAAGAACCAUAUAUAUUAAUUCAGUCGCUUUAACUUUGUGUAGCUUUUUUGCGAGGUCAAUUGGGAAGAUGCAAUGCCGUCAUGUCUGAUAUGCGAGAUGUCACCUUUUUUCACGAGCAACCUUCAAAGAAUUAACGCUCUGUGUUUUUUUCAAUUGCCUUUGUAGCAUAUUGCACAUUUAUUUUUUAUUAAAAACAGUCUCAUCAAGGGGUGUUAAAGAACAAGAAUAGAUGCAAGAAAUUACAUUAAGUGGCCUCACCUUCAAAGAAGCGAGAUUUAAGCAUCAACGCAUGCAUUGUUACUUGUUGACAGUGUUUUAUAAUUUUCACAUUUCGACUUUCAAUAAAUAAAUAGCAUCCCUGUCAUUGUCAUGGUCAGCUCUUCAAUUUUAAGGGCUUUGUUAUUGAUGUGACUCUGUACAUAGCGCUUAUGUUAUGUUGUAGAGUUAGUCUCUGAGACAGUGGUGGGCCUUCUCUGCUGGCCUAAACACUUAUCAGAAGAAGACAUUUACAUUCAAUUAUAGUUUUUGUUCCAUGAAAUUGUAUUAAUUUAUUCACAAAAGUCUAUUAUCUUCAUUUCGUAGUGCGUCUCUUGGCUGCACUGCUCCCAGUACGUGUAUGCGUUUUUGGCCAAUCAGAUUUCAGCUUUUCCUGUAUGUGUAAUCUGCUCAGUGCCUUCAGAAUCAGGAGUGCUGGCCCAUGUCACUUAAACAGUAUUAGUAAAGAAGCUGUUUCUUUCACCGAUCCGAUUUCAGAUUGGCCUCACAGGGCCAGCCACAAUAACAUCAGCAUUUCUUUCGUCUUCUGAUUGGUCGAUAAGAGCAAAACCGGUUGACAAACAGUCUGUAGCAAUCUGGAAAGGAUGCAUUUUUGUUUUAAAUAAUCAGCAUCUCUGGUGGGUAUAAUGUAUUUUAUUACAUUUUUAAAAGUUUUUGUGACGUUAUUAGACAAAUAUUGAUCCGGAACUGCUCUAGAUUGAUGUCGUAAUGUAGAGGCUGAACGCCAAAUUCACAGGAAACUUUCACCAGUGAUUUCUGUUGGAAGUUACGUAAUGCUCGACGUUAAUAGCAGAAAAAUAACCAAAGUGUAGCAGCGACGAUGUAUUCGAAGAUAAAAGGUUAACUGGGUUUUGUGCUUCAGUAAUAAUGGUAUUUUCUCUCGCUCUGUAAGGCCACGGCGUGCUACAUUGUGUUUUUGUAUCUAUAAUUCCAAACGUAAUAGUGGUGGUAUUAAGAGGUCGAUUACGUCAGUCACUGAAGGCCUAGGUUCCAAAAACAAGAUGAACUUUGUUGUGUUUAGCAUAUACUGUACACCCAUUGGUUUGACUUCUUCAGCUUACGAUCGUGUCUUUUUGACUUCAUAUGCAUGUAGCCUUGAUGUCACUUACACGGCACACCGAUAAGGGGAGAAAAUAAAGGACAUACACGUCCUCGCAGCUAACACUUUCUGCAUGUCCACGAACACUUGCCUCUUAUGAAGACGCUUCUUUGACACUCUCCAUUGACACAUUUCAAGGUCAGCUGGUGCUACAAGGAGAGUCAGACACCUUUGACCCUUAGGAGUUGUCAUCUAACGUUGCGCUGAAUGUUGGCAAGUCCACUUCUUCUGCUGUUAAACAACUUGCUCAUGAUAAAAGGUAAUCAAUUUAUCAGAGCCGCUUUCACAUUUCCUGAUCAAAUCAUGUUUGAUUUUGUGUUCUGACAAAAUGAUCUAACGCUUUUUACGUGCUAUCUUCAGUUGCCACCGAUGAUCUUCAGCGAACAGCACAAUGACGUCACGUGCACCAAUAAUAGCAAUUAUAAUUAAGCGAGAGACUGAAUGGUCACUGUAUUGUGACUCAGACCUUGACUAGCUUGGUCCAUGCGUCACCUUGUGAUCUCACUAAGGGAAAAAGGGAGUGACAUUUGACAUUUCAACAUGGCUACUAGGUAGAAUGUUUGGGAAUGGUGACAAUCAUGAGACCUUCUAUGCAAUAAAAUCUCCUCCGGUUUCCUUUUGAAGGGAUUGUUGAUGGACAGUCGGGGCCUGUCUCCCCUGUGACAGCAGCGCAGAAAAGCUCUGGUGAAAAAAAUGUGUCCCAGGUGUGUCCAUCGGGUUUUAUUGCAGCCUUGAAUGCAUUGCCAAACAAGCAAUGUCACAAGCCUCCGGCUUCCUUUCCAACCCACUUUGUUUGUGCUGCCAAGAAGCGGUGAUGUUUUCACCUCCAAUGGUUUGACGAUUUAUUCAACUGGCUGUGUGGAACCUCAUGGAUGUGUACUUGGACAAAUGAACCUGGAUUUGUCCAUGAUAGGUAUGUAUUCUUUCAAGGAUGUACCAGAUAUACUUUGGUAAUGAUGAUGUCAAGAAAAAAUAUAAAAUGUCAAAAUAAAUAGACAAUUGUGUGCAAGUGAAAAACGGCGAUGUCAAAGCAUGGGCAUGGACCAUCCAUCCAUCCAUUUUCUAUGCCGCUAUCCUCAGUAGGGUCACGGAGGUAUACUGGAGCCUAUCCCGGAUGACUUCGGGUGAGAGGCGGGGUACACUCUGGACUCGCAGGACACAUGCAGACAAACAAACAUUCACACUCACAUUCAUGUCUAUGGACGAUUUAGAGUUGCAAAUAACCUUUUUUGGGAGGAAACCAGAGUAUCUGGAGAAAACCCACGCACGCACUGGGAGAACAUGCAAACGCCACACACAGAUGCCCAACGGCGAUUCGGACCCAGGUCUUCCCGAUCUCCUGACUGUGUGGCCAACAUGCUAACCACACGGGCAUAGGUAAAGAAUCAAUUACAUUCAUGAGACGCUCGAGAUGCAUGAAAAGAGCCAGUAUUUUUCUUUCCACUUUUCAUUCAGGUAUUGGCACAAGGUGGGUAUCUCUCAAUGUGCGCAAUUUGGUGCAGAUCCAAAUUUGGAUUGUCCAGCCUGGGGAGGGAGGAUAUGUGCUCUUUUUCUUGCCACUCAAGUUUGAGAGCUUGUUUUAGAUAUUUGUUGGACAAACCUGAGAGCAAUCCAUUUAACUUUUUUUUAAGUGAUUCUCCAGCUUGGUGGGAGACGUCUCCCAGUGUCUCAUUAUGCCUUUGCCCGUGACUCUUCCCUCGCAUCACACAGGCAGUGAUGGAUGACUUAAUUAAGAUGAAAGACAAUGAGUGAGUGCUUUUCAUUGUGUUUGGUCUCAGUGGUUUGUGACAAAAAUGGAUUACUCUUCUAAAAGUGGUCUCCUUGGGGAAAUGUCACAUUUAGCCUUGAAACACAUCUAUCUUGAUUGGCUGGGAAGAAGACAAAAAAACAACACACACACACACACACACACAUCCCUGGAUUCUGUUGUGGUUUAAAAAUUGGAAUUUUUUGUUCAUUUACUUGAUAUGGACUCAAACCAGAACACUGUGUUCCGAAUAAGAGACAUAUCAUUAACUGUUCACACCUUGUGCAGACAUCACCCAUUUUGACACACACUCACACAACGGAGCACGGUAUAAUCAUGUACGCUCUCAGUGCCAUCAUUGGCUGCCUUGACACCCCCCCACAACUUGCACACACACAACUUGCCCAUACUGAAGCUGUUCACAUGGAAACUGCUCAGCAUGCCGGACGGUGAGUGACUCCAAAGUUGCAUGUUGAUGGUUUAGUAAGUCAUGUGAAGUCGGCAUAUUCCCUUGCAUGUGAAUUGUGUCUUACUUGAAAAAAAGGUAAUACUGCAUACACCAACAUACAGCUGAAUUUCAAUGUGUUCAUGUGUGCCCUGUCAUUGGCUGGUACGUGUACCCUUCCUCACACCCGCACUGACUCCUUUGGAGUUUUAUUUCUUUUUUGCUCAGGAUAACAAGAAAAAGAAAAGAAUGAGAAUAUUUCAGUCAAUAAAAAUGUUGUUUUCCAAUACUUAUUUUUUUAUGAAGUGCAUGCAGCCUAUCCUUCCCCAGGAAAAGCUCCGUUACUUUGUUGUAAAAGUCACCCACUGCUGAGCUCUUGAAUAUAUAAUCAUCCAUCUUUGAGGUCAAGUGAAUUCAUUCAGCAAAGCAUACAAAUAUAAUGAAUGCAUUUGACUUGUUGCUAAAGUUCCAGCUUGUGCUGCUGUAAAAAUAAAAAAUAAAAAGACGCCAUGUUUUCCUCUCUCUGGAAGGACAGCAGCGACAAGCACCUUCCAGCUGACGUACACCCCCAUUUCUUCAGGAUGAAGGGAUUACUGCAAGCGUCUCCACGUAUGACAUUUCUCUGUAUGUUAAUGAUGUCACGCUUACAUUAAAGAUAACAAAAAAGGCUGUAGAAAGUCGUGGUGUAUAAUAAAUGUUUCCAGUAACACUAUGUUGUCAACAUGCUGACAAACACAAAUGGGCAUGUCCCAUCCAGUGCACUCAGAUGCUCAGGCUCAGCUCGUGCACUUAAGCCAGCGUUCUGUCCUGUAUUUGAUCAGGAAAUGUGUAAAUUCACCCAUUUUUACGUAAGUAAAUGUUAAAAAAAACUGUUGGAUUCCUACAGAAUAGACAUUUAUAACACAGUUCUAAAUGGACAAAUAUGAACAAUUAUUAGAGCCCGAGCGCUAAGACCCAUCGGCCGUGUGAAGGCCCUAUUGUAUUUUGUAUAUUAUUAUUUUGUUGUUGUUCUUUUUCAUUAUGCCUCCUCUGACCGCACGUCACUGGCCGCCUCUCACUUAAAGUCAUGGGACAGGUUCCAGCUCACUGGUGACCUUGAACAGGAUAAGUGGUAGAAAAUGAGUGAAUGAAUGAAUGUAUUAUUCAUUAAUAAAAUAUCAAAGAAGGCCAAUUUCAUAAUGUCAGCCAAACUGAAGGGAAAGCCAAAAUGUGUUCUUCCUUCAUUCUUCCUUGUCCAACCUCGUUAAGGAAAGCUGCACUUUUUUUUUUUUUUUUUGCACGUGAUCCACAAUCCUUAUGUGGGGCAUGAACACACGUCUUUCUCUUUGCCGUGUGUUCUGAAGAUAUAAAAACAGAUAAAAACAGGCAGCUAAGAAUGCAUGUAAUGAGAUGCACCUAUAAAGUCUUCAGAAAAAACCUCCAAAAGCCACCACCAAUCCAUCCAUCCGAUGUGGUUGGCCAGAGCCACUGCCAGCUGUCCUUCUGAUAUUUUCCGGAUUAGACACCAACACGUGAGCAUUAUUGAAUAAUUAGGUAGCCUACCUGGGUCAUUGAGAGGUCAAGAAGUAAACUUCCUUCCUUUAAUCAAGUUGCCAGCUAGCUAAUUCCACAGAACAAAUCCUUUUGAUGAAGAAGAUGGCAAAAAGAAAGAAAGAUGAGGAGUACGCAUUAAUGGUAAGGAGUGUUUUAUUUAUUAUUGAUUACCUGCAAUAUAACAACAUAAUAUCGUAUUUGACUUCAUCUACAAUUCCCAUCUCAUUCCACUAAUCCUCAACCCUCUCUUUGCUCUCUCUGUCACCUUCAUCCUUUAUAAAGUUCCCUAUGUAUCUUUAUUCCGUAUGUAUUUUUACCCCAACUGAAGGCCUCCAAGAGCUUGUUCCUGGCAGAAUUUGUUUCCCGCUAGUGCUCCAUCGCCGGCCUUUGUUUUGUUUUUUGUUUUUUUUCUGACAGUUUCUCCUGUGUUGUCAAGGGAUGCUUACUGCCUUCUACUCUCUGAGGCUCCACACGGGAUUACAGUCCUCCCACGUCUGAUCUCCUGCCAAGAGGGCGAGUGCCUUUUUUGUGCCUUCAUUGGACGUGUGUAUGUGACCAUUUGGAGCCACCGAUGUCAAUGUCAUGCUCGUCACCAGACACCACAUAUUUUUUGGAAACAGGAGAGCCAUCACAUGUUUUUGAGCGGACACAGCGUUUGCCUCUGAUGGUAUAUAUUGUUUUCCCUGCAGCAUAUGCACAUCAACUCCUCGUCAGAAUUGAGAAGACUUUAUGGGAGAAGUGUGUACUUAUAUGCAGGAUUGUGCAAUAUCUCAUCGUGUUAUAUUUUGGCAGUAAAUUAUCAAAUACAGUAAUACCUGGUUGAUCGCGCUUAAUUGGUUCCAGACCCGACCGUGAUAAGUACAUUUCCGCCGAGUAGGAUUCCUCAUUUAUAAGUACCACAUUUUCGUAGCAUUGAAAACUUGUUUACAACCUCCUAAAUAGACUGUGUGCACAAUUAUUAGGCAAGUCAGUAUUUGUAUGCAUAUUUUCCAACCCCAAGCUGAAUAAACUUGAAUGCCUUUUGGGUUUAAGCAUACCAGGUGAUGUGCAUGUGUGUACUCAGUGAGGGUGUGGCCUUAGGACAUCACCAUCAUUUAUUAGGUGUGCAGAGUUAUUAGGCAGCUUCUUUUCCUCUGGCAAAAUGGGCCAAAACAAGAUUUAACAGACUCUGAAGAGUCAACAUCUUUCAUUGGCAUGCAGCUGAAAUUGCCAAGAUAUUUGGCCUCGACCACAGAACCAUUCAAUGUUUUGUUGCAAGUGCACAAAAGGGUCGCAAGAAACGUGUCAAAAGAAAAGCAUGCAAAUUAACUGCCAAAUAUUUGAGAAAAAUUAAACGUGAAGCUCCCAGGAACCCAUUAUCCUCCAAUGCUGUCAUAUUCCAGAACUGUCAUCUACCUGGAGUGUCCAUACGUACGGCACAUGCCGAUCAGUGCUCAGAGACAUGGCCAAGGUAAGAAAGGCUGAAACCCGACCCCCACUGAAUAAGACACACAAGUUGAAAGGCUAUGAUUUGGCCAAGAAAUAUCUGAAGACAGAUUUUUCAAACGUUUUAUGGACUGAUGAGAUGAGAGCGACUCUUGAUGGACCAGAGGGAUGGACCCGUGGCUGCAUCAGCAAUGGCAGAGAGCUCCACUCCAACUCAGAUGCCAGCAAGGUGGGGGUGGGGUACUGUUAAGGGCUGGAAUUAUUCAAAGAUGAGCUUGUUGGGCCUUUUCAGGUUGGAGAUGGACUCAGACUCAACUCCCAAACCUAUUGCCACUUUUUUCCACAUAGUGGUACGGGAAACAGUGUGCAUCUUUCAAGAAGACUCUGAUUUUUAUGUUGGCAAAUGCAUCCAAGUACUGCACUGCGUGGCUAGCUAGUAAAGGUCUUAAAAAGAUCUUCGAAAAUAAUGACAUGCCCUCCUUGCUCACCUGACCUAAAUCCUACUGAGUACUUGUGGGCCUUUAAACGUAAGAUUUACAGUGAAGAAAAAGGUCCACCUCUCUGAACAGUCUCUGGGUUUGGUUGCUGCUGCAGAAAGAGUUGAUGGUCAAAUGAUCAAGAAACCGACUCCAUGGAUGGAAGGCUUUUCCGUGUUAUUGAAAAGAAGGGUGGCUAUAUUGGUCAAGGACUUAUUUGGGGAAAUGUCAGAAACAUUUGUUUGUAAAGUUUGUGUUGUUUGUUUAUCAUUCUGAGGGGAAUAUUUUCAUAUUUCUUUGAGUUGCCUAAAAAUUCUGCACACCAAUAUUUGCCUAAUAAUUGUGCACACAGGGAUAUUCUCACUUCCUAAAAUAUUCAAGUUUGAGGUUUAUUAACCUUUUGGAUUGACCGAGAGCACUGUUAUUGUUAAAUAAUAAAACUAAUCAUCAGUAUUACAAGUUGCUUAAUAAUUGUACACGCAGUGUAUGGAUUUUAACAUUAUUAAAGCCCUCUUGCGCCCGUGAGUGUUACUAUCAAUGUGUUUUGGCGCUAUGGGAAGCAGAGCGCCGAGUUGAAUUUUUCCUUGGCGUGACCUACGGCCGCAACAGUAGCUUGUGUUUUUUAUAAGCGAUUAUUGUGCUUGUAGCAAGAUUAUUCAAACCUGCAAUAAACGCCUGUCCGGCAAUCAAUCCUGGCGCUUGAGUGUCUCCGUGAACAUUACAGUAACAUUACCUACGGACUGGUGUAGAACACUAUAUAUGGAUCAUCUUUUGAAUGCCUUAUAUUUGUAUUUUAGUUCAUUUAUUUAUGCUUGAAAAUACUUAAUUUAAGGGAAAAAUAAGUAAAAUUUGUACCAAUAAUAAACCGGAUGCAACCACAAAACAUCAUGAUUUAUUAAUUAAUAGAUAUAUUUUUAAAAACUGUGAUAAACUACGAGUGAAGCCAAAAAAUUCCAAGUGUGAAGUGACGAGGGAUUACUGUUUCUACUAUUGUCCGUCAUUUCCUAGCCCCACCUACAUAUUGGCAGUGACUCCCAUUAAAUGCUUUUAUCCUCCACUCGAUGAAUCUGAUGGACCCACAAGAGCAAUACCGCCUUAAUAUUUGCUCAUUGUGAAAUGUAAAAUUUAGUCAGAAUGAUAAUUUACAUGAAUACAGAUUCUAUUCUAUCUGAAGGCACAAACGUGUGACUGCACAGCUACAACACACCCAUCCAUCCACUUGAGCUCUCAAUUAUACUGUAUGUAAAAAAAAAAAAAAAAAAAAACCUCAGUCCUCCCACAUUCAUACAAUGAUCAGGAGGAAGAAACAACCAUCUGUGGCUCUCCCUCAUCACACCUCCUCACACUCUUCUCACUUCAGUGUGCCAGUUUAGGUGAGGGCAACUGAGAAUGAGGACGAGAAUGACGCGUAGCUGCACCCUUUUGCUUAUAAUUUGUGUCAGAUGUGCAAUAAGUACUGACUUCAAUGUGGCUUUUUGUCUCCAUGGGGUAAAAAGGGUCUUGCAAGGCAGUGCAUACUCAACUAAUACUCAUUUCUGCCACAGGCAGCAGCAUUUCUUCGAUGACUCUUUUCGACAUGCUGCCGGUCACACUGUCCCUACUUGUCAGAGCCCAAACUGGAUAACACGCCAUAUAGCGCGGUGGCAGCGGGGAAAGUGAACCACUCUGUGACUUGCUGGCUGUGACACUUCAGCACAUUUGAUAUAUUCCAGCUUGUCUCUCUGCACAUGCUGUCAGCCAGGAGUGAGCGUGAUGCCUCACCUGCUCGGCAUGGAGAAUCAUUACCAGUUACCAGGAAACAAUAACCCAAUUUCAGUUUGUACAUGAAAAUGAUUGAUUACUAAUUGAAUCAGAGGUACAUAUUUCAAGAUAUACUGAAUUGUUAUCUGCUUCCAACCUGGGAUCUCUUUAACUGAAAUGUGUAUUGUGUUGACUAAACGUGUUCCCAUUCAAAGUAUUCAACUAACGUGAUUGUUAUUAUGUCAUUUCCAGGUACACGACACAUUUUCCCUUCGAAUCUGCCUCAUUGAAUGCAUCUAGUAAUGUCCAGGCAGGUUUAAGAACAAACAACGGAUGCGUGCGUGGAUUACAUUUCUGUUUACUGACUAAAUGGUGGCUCAGGAGGUAGAGCAGGUCGGCAAGAACCCACUUUGCCCCCAGUGCUGCUCACACUGGUGUGUGAAUGUGAAUGAAUGUUUGGUGGUGGUCGAAGUGGCCGUAGGUGAAAAUUGGCAGCCACGUUUCCAUCAGUCUACCCCAGGACAGCUGCGGGAACAGAUGUAGACUAACACCACCAGUGUGUGACUGAGAAGUGAAUGAAUAAUGAGUUAAAUUCACUGUGAAGCGCUUUGGGUACCUUAUAAAAAGGUGCUAUAUAAAAUAAAUCCAUUAUCAUUAUUAUUAAAUUAUUUUUCUGUGAUUAUCGUAAAUUCUGGUGUAUAAUCUGCACUGGUGUAUAAGCCGCACCCACUAAAUUUAGAGGAAAAAUUGUACAUAUAUAAGUUUGUACAUAUAUAAGCCGCACCAGACUAUAAGCCGCACAUGUCCACAUCAUAAAAUGGCAUACUGUGGCACGCAUGAGUCAGUGAGGACCAGGUAGCUCUUUAUUUGACUGUAGUCAACCAUGGGCUAUGAAAAAACGAACCCAUUGUCAACCCAUUGGAAAUUGCAAAGGGUUUAAGAGUUUAAAAUGAAAAAAAUAAUAUUAAUAAUUUUUCCCAUAAUCAUUUCGUUUGAGCAAAGCAUUUCAUUGGGGGACAAGCAGCAUAGAAAAUGUCCACCAGAAGAGCCUGCAGCCCAGAGGGUGGCUGACAUUAUUGCAGCACCCCAAUGAAUGUUUUACUCAGCUGCGAUGCAUUAUGGGAAACUUGAAAAUAGUUGUUUUUUUUAUUUUAAACUCGUAUUGGUAGAUGUUUGUAUAUGUAUUAGGUAUACCUUUUGAGUGUUAAAUUGCUAUGUGAUGAGUUUAGUGUUCUCAUUAAAAUAACACCUUGAGACAGACUGUUAUAUAAUGACCUCCAGAAAUUUCCAGGACCGCGGACCGCAGCAAAAAUAGCAAACAUUUAAAAAUACAGUAAAAGGCAUAAUGUAAAGGGAAAAAGCUGAAAUGUCAACACUAAUAAUAACAAAAACAUUUGUCUUUAAAUAUAUGUACAACUUUUUUUGGCCUUUUUAGAAAAUUAUAAAUAUCAACGUGGCCUCUGCAUUUAGUAUGCUACCCUCAGU
Molecule: messenger RNA, 28428 nt
Organism: Dunckerocampus dactyliophorus (ringed pipefish)
Lineage: Eukaryota; Metazoa; Chordata; Actinopteri; Syngnathiformes; Syngnathidae
Product: SLIT and NTRK-like protein 5
Exons: 2
Coding region: 857-3484 (875 amino acids)
Biological process (GO): axonogenesis; regulation of presynapse assembly; positive regulation of synapse assembly
Cellular component (GO): membrane
Molecular function (GO): protein binding
Source: RefSeq, a predicted model, not a curated record